AUGGUUUUACUAGCACUACAGUUUGGUGGUCAACCCCAUCUACAGGCACACUUCAUUGACAGUUCGCUCAACGCUACUACUGUGGUUUUGCUGGUAGAAAUAUUCAAACUUAUGUUUGCAGUUCUGUUCAUGAUGCUCGAAGGAUCGAUCAUUGAGUGUAUCAAGAGCUGGCGGCCACUCUCGAGCUUAGCUGUUGCGGCCCUGCCUGCGGCUACAUAUGCUGCACAGAAUGUAUGCAUACAAACGGCCUAUCGUAAUCUCGACCCACUAGUGUUCAACUUGGUUAACCAAACUAAGUUGUUAUGGACUGCGGUUCUCACGUACUUCUUACUUGGCAGAGGGCAGAGUUCUGUGCAGAUUUUGGCCUUAUCAAUGUUAUUCAUAUCUGCUGUCUUGAUAUCUAUUGGUGAGCAAACUGGAUUGAAUGAUGAAUACGAUGAGAAGAACCUCACGUUAGGAAUGUUAGCUGUUAUAUCAGCGAGUUUCUUGUCGGGAGUGGGAGCUGCUAUUACUGAGCUUGCAUUGAGGUCGUAUCAUCGCAAUAGUUACCUUCUUUCUGGAGAACUAGCGAUGUAUUCAGCAAUUCUGAUCAUAGUUGUCGAGUCCAUAGCUCACGGGGAAGUUCCUAUGCUACGUCCCAAUUUCGUGGCGGGGAUUUCAUUAUUACCAAUUUUUACUCAAGCAAUAGGCGGUAUUGUCGUUGGACAAGUCACGAAACAUGCUGGCAGUGUGCACAAGGGUUUCUCAAUAAUUGGUGGUAUUAUUAUCACAGCGAUCCUUCGGAGUGUUUUGGUGAAUGCUCCGUUGAGAACAGAAGUCUGUAUGGCGAUGCCAGUGACUCUACUUGCUACUUACAUGUACGCGAAAUAUCCUCCAGCGCAGAAGUUAAAGUUGAAAGAGAAGUAGAUCGGAAUUCUGUUUUUUUCACAGCUCAUGUGAACGUCAAACGUUCAUUUGUGUGCUUUUUUUUCUAUC
This is a messenger RNA of Perkinsus marinus ATCC 50983, 975 nucleotides long. Its product is annotated as nucleotide-sugar transporter, putative. NCBI's taxonomy places the organism in Eukaryota, Perkinsozoa, Perkinsida, Perkinsidae. Gene Ontology annotation, cellular component: Golgi membrane. The transcript is spliced from 10 exons. The record is from RefSeq and is a predicted model, not a curated record. Gene Ontology annotation, molecular function: pyrimidine nucleotide-sugar transmembrane transporter activity. Gene Ontology annotation, biological process: pyrimidine nucleotide-sugar transmembrane transport. The coding region runs from base 1 to 906 and encodes 301 amino acids.